AAAAAUAUCUAAGGUUGUUUAAAUAACGUAAACUAAUAAAUGGACUGCCAAGGAGCCUUACAAUAUCCCAACAGACAACAGAUGACCUUUUGACGUGGUUGGCAGGAAGCUAGUCAGACCAUGGCCACUAGUCCUGCAGUCGGGGAGGGCCAGCUUCAAAGGAUUAUCAGAGAUCUACACGAUGCUGUAACAGAAUUGGCAAAGGAGUAUAAGGAGAGUGGCGAGCCCAUUACAGAUGACAGUCCUAACCUGCAGAAGUUCUCCUACAAACUGGAGUACCUGCUUCAGUUUGACCAGAAGGAGAAAACAACAUUUCUGGGUUGGAGAAAAGACUACUGGGAUUAUUUCAGUGAUUGUCUGGCCAAAAUCAAAGGAGCAAACAAUGGAAUUCGCUUUGUUAAAUCUAUUGCAGAGCUAAAGACGUCUCUGGGUAAAGGCAGAGCAUUUAUCCGUUACUCGCUGGUACACCAGCGACUCGCUGACACCCUUCAACAGUGCCUUAUGGACCAAAAGGUCACCAGUGACUGGUAUAAUUCCCGCAGUCCAUUCCUGAAACCUCAUCUCAGUGUGGAUAUCAUUAAUUACCUCUAUGAGCUCAAUGAUGUUCAAUUUGAUGUGGCUUCCCGGGGUCAUGACCUUGAUUCAGCAUGGCCCACUUUUGCAAGGAGAACACUGGGUAUGACUAGCUCUCCGAGUCACAUGUGGAAACCACCGAGUCGUAGUUCCAGCAUCAACAGUCUGGCCAGCACAUACUCACAGCAGGCUCAUGAGUUUCCUGGUAGUCCAGACUUUGGGCCUGGGCUUCUAUCUGACAUGUCUAUGCAAAACUCUAGUGGACUAAAUGAUUCUUCAGUUAUUGCUGUUGAUGAACUCCGCCUGGAGCUAGACCAGUCAGAACUAAAGCAAAGAGAGUUACUAGACAAGAUGCAGCAGUUAGGUGGAGAGGCGACUGAACUCCGUGGAGUUGUGGUGGCUCUCCAAAGCCAGCUGGACUUCUCUCUUGCUGCUCAAGCCAACCAUCAGGAGCUCCAGCAGAACUUGAAUGUGCUAGCUGAGAGAGAAAAAGUCCUAUCCCAUGAGCUAGAGGUCUUGAGGGGACGCGAGAAUGCCAGAGAAGCUUCUCAUAGGGACCUCCAGGACAUAUUGGCAUCAGCAGAGCAGAGAAAUGAGGAAUUAAUGGCUAAGCUAGAGGGGGUACUGAAUGAAAAAGGGCAGAAGGCUGCCAGCGACUUCAACUCCACCCAGAAGAUUCAUGAGCUGUUAAAUGAAUUGAAGGAGGCAGAAAGAGGGAGGAUUGAGGCUCUCACAGAAGGAGAAGAGAGGAGGAGGCAGGUAGAACAUCUGGCUGAGGAGGUCAGAAUGAAGGAGGAAGCACUCAAAGAGGGAGAGAUAAAAAUGGUCAGGUUGAUGGAGAAUGGUGAAAAACUCCAGACAAGAGCAGAAGAACAGCGUAAUGUCAUGGACAAACUCCAGGGGGUGCUUGCAGUCAGAGAGAAAGAGACCACUAACUUGCAGAGGCAAAUGCAAGAUCUACAGCACGUUCUGGAAACCAUGGAAAAGCAGACCAAAGAUGAGAAGAAGAGGAUGCAAGAGGACAAAGAAUACCUUAAGAAGACAAUGAGUGGUCUUGAAGGACAGCUCGAAACCCUACGGACACAGCUGAAGACCAAAGAAACUCAGCUUUUCUCCAGCACCAAGAAGGUCCAGUUUCUGGAGACAGAAUCAGAGAUGAUUAGGAACGAGAAACAGAGUCUGAAUGAGACUGUUAGGAAACUGGAAAAUAGCUACAAAGAUCAGACCAAGAAGAUUGACGAAUUCAAAGAUAGGUGUGCCGAGCUUAUUGAGCAAAACAGCAAGCUUCUCCAGACAAUGAAGAGGAAUGAGGAGACCAUAAAAAAGUUGAUCGAAAACAAAUCUGCAUUGGAGAGCGAGCUGGCUGGAUUGAGGGCUUCAGAGAAGCAGAUGCGAGCACAGAUUAAUGACGCCAAAGUGUCUGUUGAUGAACGAGAGCAGCGUAUGCGAGAUGAGAACAGGAGUCUGGAUGAGAGGCUGCAUAACGCCAACAUGAAGUUGCAGGAAUCGGAGAGUUCAGUUGGCAAACUGGAGCAGGAAAACAAGGACCUCAUAGAGGUUCAGGUGGCUCUUAAAGCAGCUCUAACGUCCAUGCAGGAGGAGGUACGGAACAUACAAAGCCAGAUUGCUGAACUUGAGACAAGUCUUGGAGCCGCAAGAUACAAUGAGGCAAACCUGGCUGCACAGCUUAAAGAUAGGGAUUCCCAGUUGGAGGCCAUGAAGAUGGUCAGCGAGGAACAUCAGAGAAGGGUGGAAAAACUUGAAGCUCGAGAGGAGGAGUUGGAAAUGGGGAAGAUGGAAACAGAGAGAGCCUUUGUUAAACAAACAGAGAUGAUGAAGAGUCUGGAGGUUCAGAGGAUGGCUGUGGAGAAGGUCCAGCUUGAACAAAGUGCAAAUCAGGCUAGAGAAACCCAGGAGAUGGCUUCAAAGGUGACUCUUCUUGAGGAUCAACUGGAAUUGAGUGUCAAGGAGGUGUCCAGGCUUCAGGAGGACAUGCUGGAUCUCAGAGCUAAACUCCACAGUGCGACGGAUGAGAGGGACAAGACACAAGCAAAGCUGGAGGUGACUGAGGCUUCUUGUGAAGAACUUCGGACCUUGACUGAACAACUGAAGAAGCAGGUAGAGGAGCAGAACCGAGCACAUGUAAAUGAGCUGCUGCAUUCUAGCGAACGACUACAGACUGUAACAUCUCAACUGGACCAGGAGACCUCUGUCUGUACUAAAAGAGCUGCUGAACUUGCCUUAGUACAAGAGGAGCUGGCAGACCUCAAGGCCCAGAAUGAAAGAUUAGUCCUGGAGAAUGCAGAGACCAGAGAAGGUCUCCACCGUGUCAACACUGAGAUGGCAGAGAUGGGAAUGACCAUUUGCCAGCUGACCACUGAGCGGGAAGAGGCCCGAGAGAGCUGGGCUACCAAAGCGGCUCAGUUCCAUGAACUGCAAGAGCAAGGUCUAAAGGAAACGGAGCGACUCCAUGCCAGCAUGGUGGCUUUUCGACAGGAAAAUUCAAGUCUACAGGAAGAACUACAGCAGGCGGAGAAACUUUCAGAGGCUUUGCUGGAGCUAAAGGAGCUGCUGGACAAAACCGAGGGUGAACGGAAUGCUGCUCGAGAAGAAACCGCAUCAGUGAAAUUUCAGAUGAGCACCGAGAGCAUGGCCUACCAAAACCAGAUAAAGAGUCUUAAUGGAGAGUUUGAGGGUUUGAAAUCACAAUUAAACAUGGAGAUGAAGAAGACAUCUGAACUGGAGGCCAAAGUGUCCGAGUUAGAGGAAGUAAAUAUGGAAUACUCCCGUCUUAUCGAGGAGAAAGACUCUCACAUUACUAAUUGUGAGACUUUGAUUCGUGAGAGGGAGUGCGAGACACAGCAACUACAAGAAAGUGUUACAAAUACCAAAGAGGCUCUCAGUGAAUUACAGGAGGAGAAAGAAGUGUUGAAGCAGAGGUUGGAUCAGGUGUUGACAGAUUCUCAGAACCAGCAUCUCAGUAUGGCUGCUAAACUGGAGGAUCUUGGCGAAACCAAGAGUAACCUUGAGGAACGGCUCAUUGAACUUAUUAGGGAUAAGGACGCUCUGUGGCAGAAAUCAGAUGCUCUGGAGUUUGAACAGAAGCUCAGAUCAGAGGAACAGUGGUGGUUGGUGGAUAAGGACACCACACACUGUCUAGACUGUCAGAGUCAGUUUACAUGGUGGCUGCGCCGUCAUCACUGCAGGUUGUGUGGCCGUAUUUUCUGUUACUACUGCAGCAAUAAUUUUGUGAUGACGAAAAACAGAAAGAAGGAGCGCUGCUGUCGAGAGUGUUACACGCAGCACAGCGCUGUGGUGGAAAGAUUCACGAAGACCGAACUCAGCAGCUCCACAGUGAAUCCACCAUCACUUCAGGAAAACACUGCCAGACAACCGCCACCCUAUAUACCCACACCCAGAGUUACAGUGACAGAUCCUAGUGAGAGACAGGACGAUGGGGUGUUUGACAUCAUAACUGAGGAUGAAGUGAAUGAGAUCUAUGACAGCGACUCACGCACCACCACUGAAUCACAAGAGGAAGGAGAUGGAGGGCCAACCGGAGACCUUGUAUCAAGUGAUUUGGCCCCUGAUGAACAGGAAGAAUUGGCACCUACAGUACAGGAUGCAGAAAUCAAUCUUCUCAAGUCAGGAGAACUCACUGCCUCUGUGCCUUUGGAUAUAGAUGAGAUUUCUCAAUUUGGUGAUGGUUCCCGUGAGCUCUUGGUCAUGUCCAGUUGCUAUAGUGCCAUUCCCAUCACUGUGGGCGACCGGGGACCCAUCAUCAGCUGGGUUUUCUCGUCUGAGCCAAAGAGCAUCUCCUUUACUGUGGUGCACAGAGAGACGCUUGACACACCUGUUGAGCAGGCCAAGGUUCUGAUUCCUCUGACACGCUGUAACUCGCACAAAGAGACCAUCCAAGGCCAACUCAAAGUCCGCAACCCUGGAGUCUACACGCUCAUAUUUGAUAACUCCUUCUCCAGAUUUCUCUCUAAGAAGGUCAACUAUCACCUGACCAUUGAGAAGCCAAUAAUCUAUGAUGGAAGUGACCUCCCUUAGGCAAAGCUUUGUUGUAUGUGGUGUCCUAAUGUUUUUAUUGAUCUCAAACCUGUUCCUGUGUGCCAUUAGUUCCAUGUUCCGUUGGUGUAGUCUAGUAUACGUGAGUGUUUAUAUUUUAGUAAGAUAGUGUAUCUGUUGCAAGAAUUGUUUGCUUUUAUUAGUUCACUUUCUUUGUGAAUACAGAGAAAAUACUGUAAAUGGAUUUUAUGCUCAAAGUAACACUACAGAGGAAUGAAAAUGUCAAGAAUUUAGUGAUAAAGAGCCGUUUUAGCAAACUACUACAAGCUUUAAAAAUGGACAAUUCAGAAAACUCUUCAGAAAACAUCUAACUGCUUAUGAUGGCAACAUCUAUGUGAGAGACAGGUGAGUGUCUUGCAGAUGACAAAAUGGUUGUUGUUCCCAAAGAUAUCACACUACAUUUUCACUACAGAUGUCCAAUAUUGCACCGCAUGCUCUGAGAUUACCAAGUACACAGAAAUACAGUUAUGUUUGUGCCGCGUCAAGCACUUUUGAACUAAAAUGCCAUUUUCCACUUAAGGUCAUCAACAUAUUUUUGGAAGAGCAUUCUGUGUCUAAUAUACACAGUUUUUCAUCUCACUAACUAUUUUUUACUGACAAGACAACUACUUAAACGCUUUUCUUGUGUCAGCCAUAUAAUUAUAUGCACAAUGCAUACAUGCAAAUAUGGUUUACUCCAUUUCGUAUUUGGAUAGGACACAUUCAUAGUCUUCCUCUUGCUGGUGUUGAUUUAAAUGAAAUAGCACAUACAUGAUACUCAUUUAGCAUUUGCACAAAGUAUAUUUUUUCAAAUAUAAUGCUGAUGUCAUUUCUAAGUGCUAAGGCAGGGUUUACUGAAGUUAUAAUAUUCAGAAUAUUUUUCUACAUGUUUCAUGAGUCAUUUUGGAGGUUUUAAUUCAUUGAAUAUAAAGCAUUGUAUUCUCAUCCAAAAAUGAGUUAUAUAAACACUAAAACAGUUAAAACGUUUUUUUACUCGCUAUUAAAGCAAGUAUGCAAGACUCAAGUUUAUUCAGUGUUGAGGUUCAUUAAUAAUUUACUCUGUGACAAAGCAGAACCAGACUGCUGCUCCUAUGAAGAUCUGUUUGUAUAUUUAUAUGACAUUUUGGGUCGUUUUUGAUGUGCAAUUUUAACCAUUUUCUUAAUAGAUCUUGUACUUUUUUAGGAGUACAUUUCUUAAGUAGUAUUUUAAAUACAUUGUACGUUUUAAAGUAAUUUGAAAGUUGGAUAAGUGCUUAAUUUGUGUACAUCACUGAAUGUAGCGCUGAUACUUGUGAAUCUAUGCAAUCACAGUGCAAUGUUUACAAAUUGCAAACCUUUAAAAUGCAAUAAAGUUUGUCAGU
This is a messenger RNA of Xyrauchen texanus (razorback sucker), 5987 nucleotides long. RefSeq names its product FYVE and coiled-coil domain autophagy adaptor 1a (gene fyco1a). Gene Ontology annotation, cellular component: lysosome; autophagosome; late endosome. Lineage: Eukaryota; Metazoa; Chordata; Actinopteri; Cypriniformes; Catostomidae. Gene Ontology annotation, biological process: positive regulation of autophagosome maturation; plus-end-directed vesicle transport along microtubule. The coding region runs from base 121 to 4629 and encodes 1502 amino acids. The record is from RefSeq and is a predicted model, not a curated record. The transcript has 18 exons. Gene Ontology annotation, molecular function: metal ion binding.